GUGGCGGCCAGGGAUAGCGCGCGGAGCUCGGGCAGGACUGACCAGGACUAACCCUCCGGGCGGUUGGCCUGAGUACGCGGGUGCCAUGGCCGCGGCUCCUCCGACUCUGUGGGGCCGGCUCGGGGUGCGCGCGGCGCUCAGCACCCGCUGCGGAUCCGGGGGGCCCGGCGCGGGGGGCGGGGGACCCGGCUCGGGGGGCGGCGAGCCCCAAGGCCGCCGCCGCCACCUCAGCGCCGCCGAGCAGCCGCAGCGGGCGGCCCCCCCACCCCCCAACGCCCGCUUGGACAAUAAGAGCUUCCUGUGGGCGCGCUACAACGAGAUGAAGCGCCUGGUGCAGGAUCUGCUCCCCCCUGGUGUGUGUAACCUCCUGAACCCUUCCACCAUCUACGCCAACAAUGAGGUGUGCCUGGCUGACAUUGAGAUCUAUGGUUUUGACUACGACUACACGCUGGCUCUGUACUCCAACUCCCUCCAUUCCAUGAUUUACAACACUGCCAGGGACAUCUUGGUGGAACAGUAUAAGUAUCCAGAAGGGAUCCGCAAAUAUGACUACCUACCAAACUUUGCCAUCCGAGGAUUGCACUAUGACAUUCCCAAGGGCUUACUGAUGAAGAUCGAUGCCUUCCAUUACAUCCAGCUGGGCACCGUAUACAGGGGCCUCAAGCCAGUCCCAGAUGAAGAAGUGACUGAGUUGUAUCAAGGCACACAUCACAUCCCCCUCCACCAGGUUAGCGGAUUCUAUGGCAAGGGACCAGCAGUGAAGCAAUUCAUGGACAUCUUUUCCCUUCCUGAGAUGACCCUCCUUGCAGUGGCCAAUGACUUCUUCAUUUCCAAUGACAUUGAUUAUGACCCCAUCCACCUUUAUAAGGAUGUCACGGAUGCCAUCAGGGAUGUCCACAUCAAAGGCCUCAUGUACAAAUGGAUCCUCCAGGACUUGGAAAAGUACAUCCUUCGGGGUGAAGAGACCUAUGCAGUCCUGCGCCGUCUGGUGGACAACGGCAAGAAGCUGUUUCUCAUCACCAACAGCCCCUUCAGCUUUGUUGACAAAGGCAUGAAGUACAUGGUGGGCAAGGAGUGGAGGGAUUUCUUCGAUAUAGUCAUUGUGCAGGCGGAUAAGCCACAUUUCUUUAAUGAUGGCAUCAAACCUUUCCGACGAUUGGAUGAGAAUGGAGACCUUCAGUGGGAUAAGAUCAUCAAGCUAGAAAAGGGCCAGGUAUACAAGCAGGGGAACCUGUUUGAUUUCCUGCGGCUGACUGGUUGGCGAGGAUCCAAAGUCUUCUACUUUGGUGACCAUCUCUACAGUGAUCUGGCAGACCUAAUGCUUCGACAUGGCUGGCGUACUGGGGCCAUUGUUCCAGAACUGGAGACUGAAACCAAGAUUGUCAACACAGAGCAGUAUUCUCAGUCACUGACAUGGCUACAGGCCCUCACUGGCCUACUGGAACGUAUGCAGAUGUUUCGAGAUGCUGAGUCCCAGCAGGUGCUUCAAGACUGGAUGAAGGAGAGACAGGAGAUGAGGGCUGUCACCAAGAAUUUGUUCAACCCUCAGUUUGGCAGCAUCUUUCGAACCUGCCACAACCCCACCUACUUCUCUCGCCGACUCUGCCGCUUCUCAGACCUCUACAUGGCUUCCAUCAGCUGCCUGCUCAAUUAUGACCUUCGCUACACCUUCUUUCCCCGCCGCACUCCUCUGCAGCAUGAGGCCCCCCUCUGGAUGGACCAGCUGUGCACAGGCUGCAUGAAAACCCCCUUUCUGGAGGAGAUGGCCCACAUUCGCUAGGGUGUGUGCUUCCCACCUGGGGGUGCUGGGCCGUUCACAAGCCAAGGCCUAGUGCAAGACUGGAUUCUUCUGGUCUCAGCACAUCCCCCUCCCAUCCCCUAGCUCGGUCCGGGGCUGGGAGCCAAAGGGUGACCAUGGGGCUGACCACCAGGGUGUCCCAUGAAGAGGAUACACUGGCAUCAGCUGUUGCCUUUGUGCCUCUUCAUUAUGACCGCCUUAGGGACCCACAAGACCCUAUUCGUACUGUCCAUUGGAUGGGCAUUGGGGUUUGUCUGCUUUGGUGCUAGGGAGGAGCCUGUCCCUGAGGCUUGAGGGAUGGGUAUCCCCAGUUAGAAAUCUGUUUUUCCGGGCCAAGCAACAGAGCCCAGCCACAGCUGAGAGAGAGAGAGAGAGAGAAAGCAUUAGAAAGAGUGUGGAUCCAUGUGCCUACUGAAGGGGCAGGCAGAGAAUCUAAGAACUCAGAAGGCUAGUCCCAGUGGACUCUGAAGGACCCUUUCUCCCUUUGAUUGCAUCUGGGACCUAGGAAAAUGAAAGGACUUCCCCAAGGUCCUAGCGUGCAGGGAGUGAGAUUUAGUUUGGGGGUUAGCAGAGGGGGUGGGUGUUGUUCUUUGGGGGUGGGAGGGUUGGAGUCUUUCCUGGGUUCAGAGGCCUUGCAAGACCUUGCUCAGGAGGGGCCUGGAGCAAGCUGCUUUGGCUCUUCCACCUUCACAACCCCUCCCCACAGCCCUCUCCCCUUCCUGGAAACCUCAGGCUACACCCUAGCCCUGCAAUGGGCCCUGUGCCUUGCCUGCUUUCUCUUGCCAAAAAGCUGCAGCCUUGACUCUUAACUGCACAGGGAGAACUCUUGGGAAAGCAGCAGGGUUGGGGCUGGGUUACAAACUGUGUUUGGCAGGCAGAGAAGCAAUAGAUGCCUCCACAAGGUUCCCAGGGCUCUUGCCAGGAGCAGGGGCUCCCCAUUCUGUCAAGGCAUAUACCAACCCAGCCCUCCACCAAGAGAUUGGAUGGGGGUCUUUGGCCAUCAUCUCAGUUCCCCCCUUGGAGGUGCUGGCAGGCUCUCCUCCCGUAUCUGCUGCCUAUAAAUAGGGAGAAGCCCACUAUCCCAUCCUAUUACAAAGGAGUCUGCAUCUGCAGAAUAUCUCCAAUGGAGAUAGUGGGACAUGGUGGGCUUCGUCCUGUCCUUGAUGCUCUGAGCCCUCCAGUGGUGGGCUCCCAUGGAGUUGGAAACAUCUCUGUGCCCCCCACCCCCUUCCCUCAGUCAGCUAGAGCUGCUAAGCUGGGAGGCAGGAGCCCUCUUACCCAAGCCUUCUGCCUCUUUGUCCACCCCUCACUCUUCUCUUGCCCCUUUCCUCUUAAAGGAAAACAAAACCGAAAAUCCGGUUGGUUUUCUAUCUCCUUUGUUUCUGAAGAUGCUCUUCCCUGUGCCUCCUCAGAGAGCCAUCUGCUGAAUGAAUGUCCAGAUGUUCUGGAUGGCUAUAUCUGUCCCCAGGUAAAUGUUAAGUACUGGGGACAGUAAUAGAAGUAAGCCACCCCAUGCUUUCAGGAGGCUUAGAUUCUGAUAGAAGAAGACAGAUGACAUACAUAGAGGGACCUGGUGACCCGGGAGUAGUGCUUUGGUCUGAGAAGACAGGGCUGGUGAGGGGAGUCAUAGAGCAAUUGAUUUAUGUGUCCUCUCAGGACAGACUGUUUCCAGAGUGAGUGAAGAUGGCUGGAGAGCCAGCCCAUGAAACAAAGGCAGUUUAGCCUUCUGUCGAGUCAGUCCAUCAACCAAGCCUGAUGCUUUGGCCAGUGUUCCAACAGCUCAACUUGCUUGCCUACUAGAGUUCCACUCACUGCUGAUAGUGUAGAAAUUGUUCAAUACUUUAAAAUGGUCUCACCUGCCACUACCUUCCCCCCAGUGAAAUUGUUCUUGGGGCCUUCUCUUCCAUGGAGAGGGAAAACACUGAGCCAGAAUCAAAAA
Messenger RNA from Phascolarctos cinereus (koala), 3737 nucleotides. RefSeq names its product 5'-nucleotidase domain-containing protein 2-like. Gene Ontology annotation, molecular function: 5'-nucleotidase activity. The record is from RefSeq and is a predicted model, not a curated record. Lineage: Eukaryota; Metazoa; Chordata; Mammalia; Diprotodontia; Phascolarctidae.